Molecule: messenger RNA, 9590 nt
Organism: Triplophysa dalaica
Lineage: Eukaryota; Metazoa; Chordata; Actinopteri; Cypriniformes; Nemacheilidae
Gene: lrrc3b
Product: leucine rich repeat containing 3B
Exons: 2
Coding region: 5774-6559 (261 amino acids)
Molecular function (GO): protein binding
Source: RefSeq, a predicted model, not a curated record
GUUUUUAAUAUUUCUUUUUCUGACUUGAAGAAAUAUAACGCUUACCCUAUAGGAUUCCUGUGAUUGAUAUUUCGUAGAUGAAAUAGGGUAUUUUCAACUCAUUGUUAGUGAGAUUUAGGUCCAAUGGGACAGUGUGGCUGGCAACAGUUAUUGAUUAAACAAUUAUUAACGCAAGAGUGAAUUUGAUAUACAGUCCUGAUCACACUGUGUAUGUUGAUCGCGGUGCAGCUUUGCUAUUCAGAAUAUAAGAUUUGUUGUUCAGAAAAUCUGUUUUGUUGUGAUUCUGAAAAUUCAAUUCUUAUUCGAAAGGUUGUAUUAAAUUGGGAAAUAAAUAAUUGGUAUCACUACUGUAUGUCACCCACGGUCGCAAUACGAUACAUUGACUAAAGUUGAAACAGUUGGUCGAUUGAGCACUGAAGAUUGGUACCUAGAACCGAAACUUCUCUAAGAUUCUAUUGCUGCUAUUUUGGAAUCGAGCUGGCAAAGGGCAUGAUGAAAGAAGGGUGGGGCGACCCAUUAUGGGAUUAUCCAUACAUGAAUAAAUCUUAUGCCGUAUGGAAGGAAAUGAAAAAGGUGUGGGACCAGGGUCCCGAGAAAAGCAAAUUGUCGAUUAUGUUGCGAACAAGAAGUGAUGUGCAUCUGAGAGGCCUCCAUACUCUGAUUUAAGCCAACCCGAGAGUCUUCCUUCUGCACCUCUGACGACACCAUCGCAACCCAAAUAUAUUUCAAAACCUAAACAUAGGGGGCAGGAAAAAAGAGCUAAUAAUACGAUUGCUAGAAUGAUUGAUGAUGAAUCUGACACGCGUAAAGCGCUUCAAAACUCAAGAGUAAGAACUGGAAUUACCGUCAAUGUGAGACCAUUAAGAAUGUCUGUGGAAGCAAUUUGUAAAAGUUUGCCGUCUCCACAUGAAGCGGGUAGAUAUGUGACUAUUUUACAAACACAUACGAAAUAUGCACAUUUUACAGGUACAGAUUUCCGCUCGGUGUUGUUAAGAACACUCAAGAAUGAUGUGACUGAAGAAUUGUUGAUUGACAAGUGUCCUGCGUUAUCACUUGACAAUUAUGAAAUCACCAGAAGUGGUGCGGCUCAAAAUCCACGCGAAUUGUUUUGGGAAAACCCUGCAAAUGUUGAAUCAUUCUUUAAACAGUUGAGAGUUUUUCUUGAUGAAUGUUUAGGAAGCACACAGGAUUUAUCCUUUGCAGCAAGCACUAGACAGGUAGCGAGAGAGUCAGCGGCUCAAUUCUUUGUGCGUUUUAAAACAGCAUGUUAUUAAAGAUUCUAAAUUCCCAAUGACUAAUGAAAUAACGCCUCUGUUUAUUUACAUGUUGUUAAAUAACAUGAAUACAAAACAAGCGAAAUUAAUCAGAAUUACAACUUCAAACUUCCAUGAUAUGCUCAUAGACGCUCUAGGAAAACGAAUAAGGGAACUUGAGGCAUGUGGUGGUUUUGCAGUUAAAGUUGCUGUGUUUACAGGACAACUGAAGGGGAACUUUGGCCGCACUUCAACUCCUGAUCCGCAGCAUCCUAUCCAAAGGAGGAAGUCUGAUACCAUAUGUUUUCAUUGCGGAAAGAGGGGCCAUUUCAGACGCGAGUGCAGGCAGUUGAGAAAGCAGGAGUCACUUCUGCUAAACUCGGGUGACACACACUCAACACAGCGGAGGAACGAGAACUCGGGUCACUCGAACCAAGCAUAGGGGUGCCCACAGAGUGAUGUCAGGUCUAAGUUAUGUAUGAUGAGCAGAGGGAUUCACCUUAUUUUACUCUUAUGGUGAAUGGACAGCCUCGAACUUUACUGCUUGAUACAGGAGCAGAUGCUUCAUCUAUGACUUCUAACAGUUAUGAGGGUCCUGUAACUAAUCAAAUAAUUUACUCUGUGGGAAUUUCCGGAACUGACAUUGAAUGCGCUGUGACGCCUCCUUUGGAGGUUAAAGCCUACGGUAUUAAAUCAUUUUUUAAACAAAUUUACAAUUAUUCCAGGUGCGCCAUUAAAUCUUACAUGACGCAUUAAUGAGUAUGGAUAUUAAAGGUACAGUUUGUAGUAAUUGCUGCUACAGGGCACACGACCCAAACAACAACAAUCGCGUAGCUUGAUGACGCUGUGUAGAAGUGUAGAAUGAUGGGAUAUGUUGUCUUUAACUCCUCCGCUCAGACAGGAACGAGAAAUCAUGUUAGCGGAAGAGGUAAAGUAAUAAAGUUUUAUAAACGUUGCUUCAUUUUAUUUCAUUAUGAAUUAGACCCAAGUAAUGUAAGGUUUAAAACUAAAUUGUCAGUCAUAGAUGUUACAGUAAUUGUCCAAUUUGAUGGUGUGAUAACAGUGCGCAGUUUUAAGUGUUCAAAUCAAUCAUAGUAAACGUUAUUUUUUAAUGUACCCACAUCAUUUGUUAUAAUGGUAGACAGACCGACGGUACAAAUUACUUCAGCAUCUGUCUACGACAGUGUCACGCGGUUGCUACGUCAGUAAGGCGGUAACAAAGGGUAAAGCGGAUAUGACGCCAUUGACAGGCGACUAAAUGACCCCGGUCAACUGUUUAGAAUGGAGAUUUUCUCACGAUUUAAAAGCAGUUGGAAACAUUUGAGAUAUUGUAAGUACUAAAAUAUAUAACUUGGCCUAGUGGUUUUUGGAUACUUUACUGCAAAAUUCUUACAAACUCUACCUAUAAAUUUACUAACCGAAAAGCUGUUUUUUCUUUUCUGUCCAGUUUACAGGCAUCCGUCAAUCCGUUGCCGACAUGUGGACAGCCAAGUGGUUCACAUGCGCCUGUUUCCGGGUGCAGCAUGCCUACACGGGUGGACUCCAUGAUUAACUUUGUUAUGGUCUCAGUUCAAGGAUGGCACUGGUUUCAUUGACAUGGAACCUUACAAAGCCAAACUUAAAACAAACAAGCCGGUCUACAUUAAACAAUACCCUUUGUCUAAAGAUAAGGAAGAAGGUAUUAAGCCUUUGAUUGAAAACGAAUCAUCCAGCAGGGUGUCCUCGAACCAACACAUUCACCAUGCAACCCGCCUAUAAAUCCUGUAGUUAAAGCUGAUGGAAAAACUUGCCGAUUAACUCAAGAUUUGCGAGCUAUUAUUCAGUUAAUCAUACCCCUUGCACCAAUUGUACCUGAUGUUCCAACUGUUAUAAACUCUGUUCCAUAGUCACAUAAGUAUUUUACAGUCAUUGAUUUGUGUGCAGCUUUUUUCUCGUUACCUGUACACCCAGAGACUCAACAUUUGUUAGCUUUUACAUUUAAAGGGAAACAAUAUUCAUGGAAACGCCUUGCACAGGGAUAUACGGACUCACCUGCUGUUUUUUCUGCAGCAAUACACAAAACUUUGGCCAAAAUGGCUGAUUUGCCUUGAACAGUUUGUGUGCUUCAGUUUGCAGAUGUCAUCCUCGUGUCAGGGGAGACGGAGGAGAACUGUGAGAACGCAUCUGUUAUUGUUUGCAAUGUACUGUACUUGUUGAAACAGAUUUCAAAGCAUGAAAGAGAAACUGCAAUGGGUCAAGACUAAGGUGACCUAUUUGGGACAUGUGCUUAUGCAGGGUCUCCAAGCAAUAUCAACUGACAGGGUCCAGAUGAUCAGAAACAUAAAGUCCCCACGAACAGUGCAGCAGCUCCAAAGUUUUCUGGGACUAAUUAACUAUUGUAGAUCGUGGAUACCUGUCUGCGCGACUCAUGAUAGGAACCUGAGGGGUCUGGUAGAUGACAAAACUCUGCCCAACACACGACUGAAGUGGACUGCUGAGGCAGACGAACAUUUUAAUGCCUUGAAAGAAGCCAUCACUACCACCCAAGCAUUGGGCCUACCGGACCACACCAAGACUUUACGUGCAUGCUAGAGAGGCAGAGGGUGUAGCUGUUGGUGUCCUGUUGCAACUGCAUGGUUCCACUUACAGACCAGAAGCAUAUCUGUCUAAAAAGUUAGAUAACAUAGUCACAGGUAUGCCAGCAUGUCUUUGUGCUGUGGUUGCAGCGGCUCUGAUUGUUCCGAUGGCCGAGAAAACUGUUGUGUCACACCCAUUACACAACAUGCAAGCCACACGACAGCGCAACGACACUCGGGUUACGAGGCUACUCUUCUGGCAACAAAAAAUCUUAGCAUUCAAACUACAGCAAACAUUAAUCCUGCUUUGCUGUGUAUUUUGGGUAUGGUGGACAUGGCAGAUUUGAAUGUUGAUCAUGAUUGCAUCUUUGAACUGACAACCUCUUACUCUUACUUAAGUUAUGUUGAUGGGUCUUGUUCGAAGCCCUCUGAUGGUGUCUACCUUUGUGGCUAUGCUGUGGUUUCCGACUCAGGAAAGGUAAUAGAAGCUUUUGCUCUAGACUACAAUUUGGCCCAAACUGCAGAGCUGGUAGCAUUAAUUUGAGCCUGUGAGCUGAUGACAGAAAAGCGAGCCACGAGUUACACAGACUCCAAGUAUUUGUUAAGGUGUACCGAAGUACCACGGACCAGCAACUGUGAUUGGCGUGACCCGGAUAGGAGUUCUGCCAAACUACCAGCCGCAGUGGAUACACGCUUCCAGACUGAAGUUGUGUUCUUCAGGAGAGCAGGCAAGAUCCAAUUUAACAUAGAAUCUCAACAGGGGACUCACCUUACUGCACCUCAGUGUGGAGAAAGCACUGACUACGCUGAGGAAAGAACUACCUUUCGUGAGGUGGGGGCCACCCAAAGCAAGAAGAUAGAAGGCCCAUUGAGCCAACAGUGCCGACUCCGUACUCACCCCUGAGUGCACUAAGGGCCAAAUUCUUAUGCAUAUACUAGAUAUCAACUCCUUCACCGAAUGUACGAUUGCAGAAGCCCUCGUUGUGUUUGGAGAAAACGUUGUUAUGCUAAAGUCAAAAUUGAUGUGGGUAUACUUUAUUCAUAUAUUUGAAGGUAUGUUUUGUUUCUUUUAAGUGACACAGCGUUGUUUGUAAGACUGUUGGUCUGAGAGUGGCCAUUGUGGGAAUUUGGGUUUUGCCUGUGUCCCAUACAUUCCACACUGUUUUAAGCACUAAAUCUAGCUUCUGAUGUUUCUUUAUGUCACUGAGAGUUACGACUUCAAGUGUCUGUACCAAGAUAGCAGCAUGUUCCAGAUGUUGAGAACAAGGAACUAACAAAGUGCUGCCCUUUGCUAAAAAUACUAUCUUAGAGGUCUUUUAUUUUUCCAUGACAUACGUCACUUUCUCAUUUAUUCGUAUAUUUUGGACCUGUCCUAAAUCAACAUUGGACUUGAUUGAACUGCAUUUCUGUGUCUGUGUCAUUCUUGGUCUCCGGAUCCUUUGUGUGUUCCAUCGACUAGACUCUUCAACCUACUUACUAAUCAAAAAGUGAUCAUCUUAGAUACACCUCACAGUAUGCACUGUUUUAUCGUCGUUACCGAAACCAUCCCCACUAUAAUUAUUCGGGCUAUUUAUGGUUGUUCACUCCCUCACACAACCCGAUUCACAAACGCUCUCGAUCGAGUCGGUUCAGUACAAAUGAUUCGAUUCGCGAAUCGGUCCUCAGAAGAGGGCGCGAUCGAACCCCUCCCAGUCACUCCCGCGAACAUCACACAACAAUCUGCAGGAUAUGCGAGACAUUGUGAGACACGAGGACUGAUCGCGUGCACCAGAAGAUGUGUGAGGAUGUUCAGCAUCACGGAUGCGGAGAUUCACGAGUGUUUGUGUCGCAGGUUUAAACGCACGAUGAUCGCCGCCGGACGCUUCUAUCCAGAGACCCGAGGUUCGUGCUGACGGCCAUGGGGCUCCGGUGAUCGCCCCGGGCGUCGGUUCGCCGGCGUCAGGAGCAUGUCGAGCGCCCGUCAGCAUGACGCCGUUGGACCUGUGGCUUUCGCGUUCCAUCCCCAUGUGUCUCCUGCUCCACAGUCUGGUUCUGAUGGCCCUCUGCCUUCCGUCCGCCAGCACCUGUCCCAAAGGCUGCACCUGUCAGCGCUCCGAGAGCCCCCCACACGGCCUCAACGUCACCUGUAGCUUGUCGCGCUUGAAGGAGAUUCCGCCCGACGUGCCGCCCGACACGCAGCUGCUCCAGCUGGACAGGAACCACAUAUCGCUGGUGCCCGACCGCAUCUUUCAUGGCUUGAGGAUGCUGCGGAGGCUCAAUCUGUCGCACAACGCCGUGGAGACGCUCGGGGAGGGGGCCUUUGUGGGUCUGGAGGGCUCCCUGGAGUUCCUGGACCUGUCUCACAAUCGCAUCACCAACGUGCACAAGGACGCUUUCGUGCGGCUGAAGGCCCGCGUGCUGGUGGACAACAACCCGUGGCACUGUGAUUGCGCUCUGCAGCAGGCGCUGGGCGGCAUGGCGCACAACCACGAGGCGGCCACGCGCGUCCUCUGCCGGAGUUCCGAGCUUACAGACCAAGAGGGCCAGCCGUUCUUGGCGGUGGAUGCUGACUUGUGCAACCUCGCCAAGCGGACAACCGACUACGCCAUGCUGGUGACCAUGUUCGGCUGGUUCGCUAUGGUCAUCUCCUACGUGGUCUAUUACGUGCGGCAGAACCAGGAGGACGCCAGGCGACACCUCGAGUACCUGAAGUCCCUUCCUAGCAAACCCAAAAAGCCGGACGAACCGGAGGACAUCAGCACGGUGGUGUGAGAUGGUCAGCCGGACUUUACAGCACGCGUCUCCAUGUGGUUUGACAUAGUUAAGCCGUCUUCUCUUUUCCAGUGUGCUUUCAUGUAUGUAGAACACGUCCGGCUGAGAGAGUCAUGGCGUUUCUGUCGUCCUGUGUAAUAGCCACCGCCGGCGUGAGAACGUCUCGUUUUCUAUUCUACUAUGUCGUACGCUUGUCAGUCGUUCAUGAGUGGUAAAGGGAUGUUGAGAAAGGAAAUCUCAGGUGUUGAUAGACUCCAGUGAUUUAUAAGAACCCCGCCCACGUUUUGAUGCCGCAACGUUUUGUAACGUUAGCUACAAUCAUUUUCGAAAGAAAGCGUGGAACCCUUUAUUAGCCGAACGCCGUCGAGGAAUGUGGUCUUAAAGUGUUAUCGUUACGCCCGAUUUAUUUGCACAUCUUUGUUGAAUGGUCACAUGAUGUCGUCCGUCAGUAAUGUUAGUCUUGACACUCUUUGUCAGGUUGUAUCUCGCGGGCUCGUGUUUGUCGGGUGUCGUCUUAAGGACGCUUCGGAUGGCCGAUGUGUUUAAGUUCAAGAGUUUAUUACCUUCGCAUAAACUUUCACCUGUGAAACGGAGCUGUGGUGUGUAAUGAAAGCAUCUCUCUCUCUCUCUCUCUCUCUCUCUCUCUCUGUUAUAUUAUUGUGUCUACUGUAAUGUGCCGGGAUGGUUAUGAGCAGAAAAUUACACCUGUCAGUCUGUUUCUGGCCCUGGAGAACCAGAGAAGAGACGGCGAAGGAAAUGAAAAAUAGAAAUGCAGGCGGCUCACACAGAUGAUAUCGGUGCAAGAUAUAGUGAUCGUUUCAGAUGAUUAUUCAUGAUUUUACUGUAUUAUAUUAUUUACAUGCUACUCCAGUUUACUCAACAAAAAAUGCCAUGUUAUUUCUACAAACAUAGUAUUGCAUCCAUAUCCAUAUUAUAACCAUAGUACAUGUCAUAUAAGAAAACUUUGUAUUCAUAGAUGAAAGUGUGUAUUCAAGAUUAAGAACAAAUGUGAAAAAAAGCUUGGUUUAAUCGACCAUCAGUAGACGGAUGUGAUGGAACAUAUGCAAAAUCUCAUGCCAGUGACACACCCCAUUAUACCGUUUUCGUCAGCAGAAUAAGUCCGGUGCGUAUUUUUUGUUAUUUUGUCUUCUGUGUUCAGUAAAAAGCUGUUUGACAACAUUUAAAGACAUAUAACCAUCAGUCAGUUAAAGGGAUAGUUCACCAAAAAAAGCUAAUUCUGUCAUCGUUUACUCAACACUCAUGUCAUUUCAUACCUGUUUAAAUCACUUUGUUCUGUUGAACACAAAGGAAGAUAUUUGGAAGAAUGUAAUCCAGUUUCAUUACUGGAACAUCAUUGACUACCAGGGCUGGGCAGGUUACUUUUAAAAUGUAUUUGACUAGGCUACAAAAUACUUUGUUAUCCGGAACGUAUUUUCAUUAGUUUUGUAACUUAAUCUAAAUAUUUUGGAAUACUAAUAAGGUACUUUACAUAAAACAAAGGGCUUGUGAAACAGAAGACUCGGUUAUUUAAAUUAGCAUGCAAUUCGAAACCAGAUUCUUUUUGUUUUGUUAAAAUUAUUAAAAUUUAGCAUAUUCUGCAAGGGGGAUGAAAUUUAUGAAGCUUUUGCAGAUUGUCAGAGUCAGAGAGUCGGAGAAUCACAGAUUGCUGUUGACAUUAAAUGUCUGUUACAGUUUAUAUUAAUGUUUAAAUGAGAUUCCAAGUUCUGAAAUACUGUAAUUUGAUUAGCAUCCAUUUAAAAGCAACCAUAAUGAAAUACACUCUCAAAUUUUGUAUUUUAAAUACGUAAUGUAUUUUGUUACUCUCCGGGCCUGUUGAUUACCAUAGUACAACAAAUUAAGUAGUCAAAGGUGCACCAGAACUCCUAGAACCUACAUUUUCCAAAAUAUAAUAACGAAACAAAAAAAUAUACAAUACUUUUAUACCAUAGUAAUAGAUGAACUCCCAGAACAUUCUUCUAAAUAUCGUUCUCUGUGUUUGACAGAACAAAGACAUUUAAACAAAUUUGGAACAAUCUGAGGGCGAGUAGAUGACGACAGAAUUUUCAUUUUGGGGUAAACUGUCCCUUUAAUGAUUGAUUGAUUGACAAUGUAAACGUGACAUCACAUCAUCCCGAAGCGUAUAGAAACAUAAGAACAACAUUAAAGUGACUUUGCGUACAGAAAUCCCUUUAAACGUGUGUGUGCGUGUGUGUUUGAAUGUGUUGUAUUGUGUGUCUGCAGUCGUAUCGUGAUGUUUUUAAUGCAGAUUCACACUGAAGCAUGCUGUAGCCAAGGACACGCGGAGAGAUGUUUCUAAGUGCCUGAAAUACACGUCUAUAACUCUCUCUCUCUCAUACUUCCAGUUACUGAUCACUUUCUUUUGAACGUUCAGUCCUGACGACCUCGAGUUUACCUGAUCUGAAAUGUGUCUGUAACACAAAAGAUGUUAGUUAUGGGUAAAGGUUUCAUGAUACGGUGGUUUAAAUCUCCUUCACAUGGUUGGUGUUGAUGUUGUACCGCAUGUCACUUCCACACCGUUGCACACGAAUCACAGACGUAACAGACGGAUGAAAUUUCACCAUGGUUUUAUUAUAGUAACCAUAGCUAUCUGUUUAAAAGCAUAGUAACCACACAUCACUAUCACCAUCCUUUAACUUAACAGGGUAACUUCACUUUUACUCUAAUAAAACCAUGGUUUAUUUUCUAAAGGGUGAUAAUCAACUCGGAUGAAAAAGCAGAGCAUUCUGAUGUAUGUAGAGUCGGUGUUGUUGGUGAAAUGAUUGUUAAAAAAAAUUUGAUUGUGUGUAGAGAUUCAUACAUCGACACGCGUGCAUCAUGUGACAGAGAGACGGUACUCAACACGGCUGCAGCAUCCCUCUCUUCCCUCUCUCUUGAUAUGUUUUAUGAUGAAACUCUCUUCUGCUCCAAAAGUUGUUAACCUUGAAAAUGUUCAACUGAAGGAUGACUAAUGGUACAGGACAUUGUAAGCGCAUGAUGUAGAGAAACUGAAAUAAAAGAUUUAUUCACUCUG